AUGGCCAGCCUUAAAGCUUCAAGCUUGAUGUUCUCAUCGACUUCAUCGUCUUCAUGUUGUCGGAGAGAGAUUAUCAGAGCUGCCGUCCAUAUGCCGAAGCUCCGCCAUGGAGGUCUACUUUCUCUUCCCAACCUCACCAAAACUAGAGGUUUGGUGGAAGAGUUAGAAAUGAGAAGUGGUUACACAAAUGCAAACACUAACUCUUCUCCUAAAUAUGAUACUAGGGUUUCUGAUCCUACGGUGAUAGCAAAGCUUUAUGCGAUCAUGGAGGCUAUCGUGGAUAGAGUGGAGAUGCAUAAAAAUAUUGGAGAGCAAAGAAACAACUGGAAUAGCCUUCUUUUAACCUCCAUUAAUGCAAUCACUCUUACAGCCGCUACAAUGGCAGGCAUUGCAGCCACCGGUGUAGGCGGUGGCGCUGCCCUUGGGUCCCUUAAGCUCUCUUCCACUUUGUUAUAUUUGGCGGCUAGUGGGAUGUUAUUAAUCAUGAACAAGAUUCAACCAUCUCAACUCACCGAAGAGCAACGAAACGCUUCUAGGUUGUUUAAGCAACUCCACGCAGAAAUUCACACGAUGGUGUGCAUUGGGAAUCCAACCAUGAAUGAUGUGAAGAAGGCAAUGGAAAAGAGCCUGCCGUCUGGUGGCCUCUGCAUCAAGAGAAGAGACAAGCGAAAGAAUAUAAUGGGAGAAAAGAUUAAUAAUGGGAAUGGUUGGGACGAUAAGUUGGAAGAGGAAAUGAGAGAGAUAGUUAGGGUUUUGAAGAGGAAAGACGAGGAAGACUACUUGAGGUUAGGUGAAAUUUUCUUGAAAUUGAACAAGGUGUUAGCCAUUUCCGGCCCUUUACUAACUGGCCUGGCAGCCAUUGGCUCGGCUUUCGUGGGAAGCCCUGGCCAUGGCUCAUGGGCUGUGGUGCUUGGAGUUGUUGGUGGCGCUUUGUCAACUGUCGUGAAUGCAUUCGAGCAUGGCGGGCAAGUUGGAAUGGUGUUUGAGAUGUACCGAAGCAAUGCUGGUUUCUUUAAGCUCAUGGAAGAGUCUAUUGAAUCAAAUUUGGAGGAAGAAGAAGUGGAGAGGAGAGAGAAUGGGGAGAUGUUUGAAAUGAAGGUCGCUUUGCAGCUUGGAAGGAGCUUAUUAGAGUUAAAAGACCUUGCAGCUUCUUCUUCAAUUAAAGGAGAGGCCAUGCAACAGUUUGCAAGCAAGCUUUUCUAA
Messenger RNA from Camellia sinensis, 1203 nucleotides. NCBI's taxonomy places the organism in Eukaryota, Viridiplantae, Streptophyta, Magnoliopsida, Ericales, Theaceae. The record is from RefSeq and is a predicted model, not a curated record.